Fusarium venenatum is the source of this 621-nucleotide messenger RNA. The record is from RefSeq and is a predicted model, not a curated record. Lineage: Eukaryota; Fungi; Ascomycota; Sordariomycetes; Hypocreales; Nectriaceae.
AUGGACUCCGUACCGCAGCUAAGGGCUUCAAAGCUGAAUGUCAUGUCUUGCAGCGCUAUGUUGAGUCACAAGUCCAUUGCUCUCGAGUUAAUACAUCUACUCCCCAGAACUGCUCUGUCACUGAAUAGCGUCUAUCUAUUUGGCCGUCGCUUGGCGCAGGUAAUCAACACGUACUUGCUUGUGGGUCAGGUCUAUGGAACGGCCACGGAAGCCGACUCUAACUUCGAAUACAAUAUCACGGCGCCUGUUGAAGUUGGUAACUUUGUUGAAGUCUACACGGUAGAUUGGACGUGGAUGGCCUUGUUCGUUGUGUCUUGCGUCAUACUCCUAGCAAGUGGUAUUGCAAGUAUAGUCUUCGCUUACUUGGCUAUCGGGCCGGAGAUCCUCGGCUAUGCUUCCUCUAUUGUUCGAGAUUCCAAGUAUGUUAAUCUUCCCGCCGAAGCUGGCAAGAAAGAGGCAUUUAAAGUGGUCAAGAUUAUGGGACAGAAAAGACUGAAGUAUAACUAUAUAGAUUCAGUUGCGGAGGACAGUCAACCUCUAGUGGGCGUGGGAUUGAAAAACGAAACAAAUUCGAUUAAAAUAUUGACCUACAACUCAGGAUCUACCAAGACAACGAAGUAG